Molecule: messenger RNA, 2483 nt
Organism: Limulus polyphemus (Atlantic horseshoe crab)
Lineage: Eukaryota; Metazoa; Arthropoda; Merostomata; Xiphosura; Limulidae
Product: protein lin-9 homolog
Exons: 15
Coding region: 41-1606 (521 amino acids)
Biological process (GO): DNA-templated transcription; regulation of transcription by RNA polymerase II; regulation of cell cycle
Cellular component (GO): nucleoplasm; transcription repressor complex
Molecular function (GO): DNA binding
Source: RefSeq, a predicted model, not a curated record
CGGCGCAUAGUAUUGGGGUUGUUAAACUACAUAGGACGUUAUGGCGGACUCGCUUGAAUGUGAAUCAGCAGCAGCUUUAUUGAGCAUGAAAGAUGGAGGAAGACUAGUUCAACCACCAUCAUCACCUGGAAGAAGAGGAAAUCCACCAAGAAUACGAAAGAGAAACAGGUUAAUUUAUAAUGAUGAUGAAGACACAUCAUAUAGCCUUUCCAAAUCAUCUCCAAGAAAAAAUCCUCGUGUUUCAUCACCUCCAACUCCGGGAAAUCCUUCUGUCGCAGAUAAGAGAGCAGCUCAGAAAGUUGGAAGUCGUCUUCGAAACCUUUUGAAACUACCAAAAGCCCACAGAUGGGUGUGCUAUGAAUGGUUUUAUUCAAAUAUUGACCAGCCACUUUUCUUUGGAGACAAUGAAUUUUCAGUGUGUCUUACGGAAUCUUUUCCUCAGUUAAAGACUAGGAAACUAAGACGGGUAGAGUGGGUCAAGAUCCGAAGGAUUAUGGGAAAGCCUCGAAGGUGUUCAUCAGCAUUUUUUACAGAAGAAAGGGAAGCUCUUUACUCAAAAAGAAACAAGAUACGUCAGCUGCAACAAAGAAAAGUGGCAGACCUCACUAAUUAUCGUGAUCUUCCUGAUGAAAUCCCUCUUCCUUUGGUGAUUGGGACAAAAGUCACUGCUCGACUCCAUAAUCCAUGUGAUGGGCUUUUCAUGGGAAGUAUUGAUGCUGUUGACACCACAAAUGCCACUUAUAGAAUCACAUUUGAGCGAUCAGGAUUGGGGUCACAUUCCAUACCUGAUUAUGAAGUUCUGAGCACAGAACCACAGGAAACAAUGCCAAUAACUGCUUUUGCCCAGAAACAAAGGCCACGGAAUAUGUUCUACACCCCUCCAAGAUACAUUCCCGAACCUUCCUCUCCACAGUUGGACAAUGACCCUUUGUUAGCUGGCUCUCCCAUUAAACCAGGGCUUUCGAUAAAAGAAGGAGAUACAGUUGGAGGCUUCCCUGUGAAAUUUUUGUUGCUAAUGGUGCGACUCACAAAAAUUCUUUCUCUAAAGAAACUAAAAAUAUCAGAAUUAAAGAAGAUGAACACAGAAGCCGAAAAAAUGUGUUCGUAUCAACAACCUAUUCCUUUAGAAUUCCAGAAAAGAUAUGCAUCAAUAAUUUUGGAAUUUGAAAAGAUGAACAAGGAUUUGAAUGAACACCUACUAGAAGUUCAGCAGUUCUGUUUGGAGAUUGCCCCAGAACAAGGUCUUCAGCCUGUAGUUCAACCAGACAUGGUUAGACAAAAAUGUUUACAAGAAGCUAAAGAUAUUGUGAAAAAGUGGAACAACACAGGACAAAAUACCCAAUUAGUAAGGAAUGAAAAAAUACUGGACCUUGUUGCCAAUCUAACCUCUUUAAUGUUGCAAGUAAAAAAUCUUGCUGAAAAUGAUCUGAAUUCUUUUGAAUUGAAGUCACUUUCAGACUCAUUAUCAGAAAUACAAACUGGUAUCGAACCACAGAACAUUAGUGUAUUCCAGAACGAGGUGGAAAUUCACAUCAAUCAUAUCCAAGAAGGUUUGAGUCAGAUGGGUAACUUACAUGCAUUUGCAAACCACAAUAUUCCUGUUUGAGAAGAUAAUAGAUAUCAACGAGUUUCUUUUAAUGGAAAGAAUUUUUGAUUUUAAGUAUUAUUUAUUUGGUCAUUUUUAACUUCAUAAAAGAAUAAUAUAGAAUGUAGAAUGUAAUAUGAGCACAAAAAGUUAAAAUUUUUAGCAUUGAAAACUUUAUAGACGUUACAUUUUUGAGGGAAUCUCGUGACACAAUAAAUCGUUUUUCACUUUGAUAUAAAUUAUACAUAUUUUAAAAAUAUGAAACUUGAUUUUUGUUAUGUGUUGUUUUAAACAUAUUUGUGGAAUUAACGUGUAAAGCAUUUUUAUUUUAGAAUUGCUUCUAGAUAAAAUGAAUUAGCAAUACAAAUGUGUGUUAUAUCUUUUUGAUUUUUGUAUCAUAAUUAUUAGGAGUUCUGUUGUAUAAUGCAAACAGGAUUAUUUUAAUUUCUAUUGAGAAUUCAAUGCAUUUUGCUGUUUAAAUGAAAUAAGUAGAACCUUUACUACAAGUUAAUUUUUUUGUAAAUUUGUAUAAAAUGUCCCUAAGGUAUUCAAAGUAAAUUAAAUUUUUUUUAAUGUGUAUCUGAAGUUGCAUAAUAUAUUUCUAUAAUUUGAGUUUUUAUUCAUGUUGUUUAUUCUUUAAGUUAGAAUUUGAUUUUAAACCUAUCUUCAUAAAGUAACAUUCAAGAAUAUUAAACUAACUUCUGACCAGAGCUUCAAGAAUAUUGCUCUGAAUUGUUUUAAUUUCACUAUAUGUACUUUGAGCUGCCCAAAAUAUAUAUAAACGUGUCACAUGGGAUUAUCCUAAACCUUAAGUAACCUUAUGUGAAAUGUUUCAUUUGUAACAUAAUGGUUGAAAGGUGCUGAUAUUGAGAAGAAGCACUAAAGUAUUUAAAGUAUA